GAAUUGUCAGUCUUGAGCAGAAAGUUAGAGCGCUAGAGCACAGAAGAAAACGUUCGGAAGUGGGCGGGUGUGUGUUUAAAAAAAAAAAAAUGGGUGGGAACCUCAUGGCCAAGUUGUAGGAAAAAAAAGUUGAAGUGUGCCUAUCUUGGGGCGGAGCCCCUCCCUUCUGCUGGCCGGCGGAGCGGGAGCCCCAGGUACAACCCAGAGGCAGGGUCCAGGAGCUGGGGUCCCCCGCCGCCGCAGUGUGCCCACCGCGUGUCUCCCCGCUGAGUGACGAUGAGCAGUCCCCAGAGCAUGCCGCCUCCCACGACCCAUGAGCCUGACCCAGGGAUGUCCUACGGCAUGAUGGAGAUUGCCAUCAUUGUAGCUGUGAUCACUGCAGUGGCCUUGGUCCUGGUCUGCCUCCUCUUCCUCAUGCUUCGGUACCUGUACAGGCACAAGGGAACCUACCACACUAACGAGGCCAAAGGCACAGAGUUUGCUGAGAGUGCCGAUGCAGCCCUGCAAAGUGACCCUGCCCUCCAGGAUGCUGGGGACAACAGCAAGAAGGAAUACUUCAUCUGAGGGGAAGCAGACUUCACCUCCCUGCAAGCUCUUUCUGGCUGCAGGAGAGAAAGCACACCCGCUAUGUGCUACCAUUAUCAGUACCAGGAAGCCCUCAAGGGCACCCCAAGACCCUUACUGCAGAACACUGGGUGCCUGCCAGGACCCUGAUCCAGAUGGGAGGAAUCAAGGUGUAGAGCACCUCUCCCAGGGACUCAAUGGCCACCCAGAGGCUGGCAUUGGCUCUACAAGGGGUAGAGAACAUCUGGAUACACAGGUCCCCCUGUACGAUGCAGGGCUCAUCUCAUUGGGAUGAAAGUUCUCUUCAUUGUGCAUGGGUUGGUUGGGCCUGGACAUGGGGAUGUAUAGAAGUGUGGCAUCUAUAAGCUGACUGGGGAUACUGGCAUCAGGUGUCAUUCCUUGACAUUUGGGGAGAACAGCAGGUGCCAGAGCUAAAAGGCGUCUUCAUCUCCCAUCAACCCAGUUCAAAAUGGUAACAAAUAAAUUUGCAAUGUAACUGAGCAUUCUUUAUCAAAUGGAGCUACUCUACUACGUGUCUAAGAAACAGUGAGUGCCUCCCAUUGCUGGCUUUUCUCAUGUAUAACAUUGUGUCUGUGUGAAUGGGGCAAGAAUAUGUCAGUUCUGGCAAGAAGACAGGAGGAAGAAUGACCUUUCCCCUCACUGGUCCAGCUACAUAAAACAAAUAGAAAGAUGAAGCCCAGAAAUUGGGCCACUGGCUGACGCACUGCUUUCUUGAUAAAUAGUAUUAGAAAAAGAGUUGUGCUCAGCAGAACUCCAUCAGCCCUGGGUUUGGGUCCUAGCUCCUCUGUACUGCUCUUAGGACCUUAAGCCAUGCAGUUGACUUCUCUGGCUUUAACGUUGGCAUUUUUUUUUUUUUUUUACAUUUUUCAAGCGGAAAUGAUGCUAACUUGUGUGACCCUGGUUCCUAACUCCCAGCAUUGUGGGAAGGAACAGAAGUAUCAGACAUCAGUUACCACUGUAUUCUAGUGUCACUAACACACUGCCUUCAUGGCUUGCCUGUGUUGGAUAAUGAGAAUUUAUCAUUGCACCACCUCAAAACAUCCUGAUACACCACCAAUUUGAAAUGAAUAACAGGGAGAAAGCGAACUAAUUAGCCGACCCUUCCAGGCAAGAUUGCCAGUGGCCCUGCAGUUGCUCUGAGACCAGCAUGGCUGAGUUUAGAGACUGCCCCUGCUGUACCCAGAUCUUCUCAGGAGCCCCCUCGGCUGAGCUGUCUCCACCUAGACUCCAUCAAAGAAAAAAAAGCCCCACGUGAUGUUCCCUUGGAAGCUAAUGAGGAUGCAAGCUCAGUCGGGUCAAGUAUAACCACCAGUCAGAGGAGCUGGGAGCCCUGGGAAUGCUGUGGGGAAGAGAAGCAGGGAUUUAAUUAUAACAAGAGACUGGCCAAGUGCAGAUGACCACAGGUUGGUGGGUGUCUAUGUUCUCAUCUAUGAAAUUAAAAGUUGGCUACAGUUGUCACCCCUUAAUCUAGAGACCCCUAGAGGAUGCUUGAAAGCAAAGGCAGUAUUAAACCCCUUGUAUUUGACUUUUCUGCACACAUUUAUGUUAAGAUCUACUUUACAAAUAAGGCACAGUAAGAAAUUAACUGCAGUAACUCACAGUAAAAUGGCAUAAUUUUAACCAUAAGCUGUAAUAAAAGAUUUUUGAA
This is a messenger RNA of Phodopus roborovskii (desert hamster), 2233 nucleotides long. RefSeq names its product glycophorin C (Gerbich blood group) (gene Gypc). Gene Ontology annotation, cellular component: membrane; cortical cytoskeleton. NCBI's taxonomy places the organism in Eukaryota, Metazoa, Chordata, Mammalia, Rodentia, Cricetidae. The transcript is spliced from 3 exons. Bases 277 to 564 code for a protein of 95 amino acids. The record is from RefSeq and is a predicted model, not a curated record.